GAUGACAGGCGGGAGUGACCAGACACAUCAUCAGCUGCUGCUGUUGUUGUGGUGACCAGUCAGCUGGUGACCCAGGCCGCCCUGCCCUCUGCUACAGUGCCCUCCAGCCCCUGCCCUGCCUUGCCCCUGCACCACCCCGCCCUCUACAAUGUCUACUACAGCCUCCUACAGCAACGAGCGUCCGCCCUCCAUUGACGUAGACUAUUCUGCUGAUCCUGCCUCUGGCAGUUUCUUCAGCACCGAGUUCAAGAAACAUGAAGACCUCAAACAGAUGCUUGACAGCAAUAAGGAUGGUCUCAAGUUGGAGGCCAUGAAAAGAAUAAUUGGGAUGGUAGCAAAGGGAAGAGAUGCUUCAGAGUUGUUUCCUGCUGUUGUGAAGAAUGUUGUCAGUGCUAACCUCGAAGUGAAGAAGCUAGUAUAUGUUUAUUUGGUACGAUAUGCUGAAGAACAGCAAGAUCUGGCUUUAUUGUCAAUCUCCACUUUUCAAAGAGCCCUUAAGGAUCCCAACCAACUGAUUCGGGCUUGUGCUCUACGUGUAUUGUCAAGUAUCAGAGUUCCCGUUAUUGUGCCAAUAAUGAUGCUGGCCAUAAAAGAUGCUAUGACUGACAUGUCCCCAUAUGUACGAAAGACUGCUGCACACGCUAUUCCAAAACUUUACAACCUUGACCCUGAUCAGAAAGAAGAACUAAUAAAAGUAAUAGAAAAGCUCCUAUCAGACAAGACUACAUUAGUUGUUGGAUCAGCUGUGAUGGCAUUUGAGGAGGUGUGCCCAGAACGAAUUGAUUUAAUCCACAAAAAUUACCGAAAGCUAUGCAACUUGCUCGUGGAUGUUGAGGAGUGGGGACAAGUCAUCAUCAUCAACAUGUUGACUCGAUAUGCUCGUACUCAGUUUGUUGACCCUAAUGUUGGCAAUGAAGCUGAUGACAAGGAGAAACCAUUUUAUGAGGACGAAGAGGAGAUUGAAGAUCACGAGGCUGUUGCUAACAGGCCCAAGCCUAUGGAUCCUGACCAUCGACUCCUGCUCAGGAAUGCCAAGCCACUGCUGCAGAGUCGCAAUGCUGCAGUGGUACUGGCAGUAGCUCAGCUGUACCAGCAUAUUGCACCACGUUCAGAAGUUUCUCAGGUUGCACGGGCUUUGGUGCGACUGUUACGCUCACACCGAGAGGUUCAAGCUGUUGUUCUCACAAACAUUGCUUCAAUGUCUACUCGACGGAAGGCCAAUGCAAGUAACGCGGAAAAAGAUAUGUUUGAGCCUUACCUGAAGAGCUUCUUCGUCCGCUCCAGUGACCCAACACACAUCAAGGCACUGAAGUUAGAGGUACUGACCAACUUAGCCACAGACACCAAUAUAUCCAUCAUUCUCCGAGAGUUCCAGACUUACAUAGGAUCUUCAGAUAAAGAAUUUGUAGCUGCAACCAUUCAAGCUAUUGGAAGAUGUGCAUCAAACAUCAGAGAAGUGACAGACACAUGUUUGAGUGGCCUUGUCUCCCUCUUGUCAAACAGAGAUGAGUCUGUUGUGGGCGAGAGUGUGGUAGUUAUCCGCAAACUCCUGCAGAGUGAGACGGUGGGUCACAAGGAUAUAAUCAGUCACAUGGCACGCCUCAUGGAUAAUAUCAAGAUCCCCAUGGCAAGGGCCAGUAUUCUCUGGCUGCUUGGCGAGUAUUGUGAUAAAGUGCCAAAGAUUGCCCCAGAUGUACUUCGCAAAAUGGCCAAGACCUUUAUAUCCGAGGAGGACAUCGUGAAACUGCAGAUUCUAACUCUAGCAACAAAACUAUACUUGACCAAUCCUAAGCAGACCCGUCUUCUCUGUCAGUAUGUUUAUAAUUUAGCAAAAUAUGACACCAACUAUGACAUCCGUGAUCGUGCACGUCUCACAAGAGCAUUAGUGUUUCCACCACAGGGUCAUGAGGAUAAUAAACUUGCAAAACAUGCAAAGAAAAUAUUCUUAGCCACUAAGCCACCUCCAGUACAACAGUCUAGUUUUAAAGAUCGUGAUCAGUUUCAGCUCAGCACUUUGUCUCAUCUCAUUAAUGCACGAGCCACAGGAUAUCAAGACUUGCCCCCAUUCCCAGAAGUGGCUCCUGACCCAAUUGUACGCUAUGUGGAAGUCCCGCCAUCGUUCACCCCUGAAAAUCAUCACAGACCUUCACACCAAAAGAAGAGCAAACCCCAGAAGAUUAAAUCAUUUUAUUCUGAUGAAAGUUCUCCUGAAGAUGAGAGUGAAAAUGAUGCAAGUGACAGCAGCAGUGAAAGUGAUAGUGAGAGUGAUAGCAGUGACACUGACAGUUCUGAGACCAGCAGUGAAGAUGAUAAUGGAUCCGACAGUGAGGAUGAAGAGGAGCAGCCGAGAAUAAAGAGGAAGACGAGCAGCAGUGGCAAAAAACGUUCAGAAAAACGUAAUGGUUCAGAGUCUUCAGGCAGCGAGGAUUCGGAAUCUUCAUCUUCCUCUUCGUCAUCAGGCCGAGAGUCGUCAAGUGGCGAGUCGGAAGAUUCUGAAGUGUCUGAUGAAUAUGUGAAAAAGAAGACAAAAAAAGAGCCAGAACCAAAAUGUGAGAUGCCUCAGGGAAGUGGCAACCGUAGUAACUUAGAUUUACUCCUGGAUUUGGAUGAUUCACCACCUUCCAUGGAUACCCCACUUCUUACUCCUUCACUGGGUGGUCUCCUGACACCCUCCCCAUCUUCACAUCCUUCUCAACCACUUCCACCAGGUGCUUCUAUUAAGCCUACUUCUGCCAAGUUUGUACCAAUAGUUACACAUGAAUUGCUAAACCGACUUAGUGGCGGUGGUCUUGCUGUGUCGUGUCGCUUCACACGCUCUCCUCAUCUUUAUUCCCCUCGCAUGACAUCGGUUGAGCUCGCAUUCACCAACAGCAGUAGUGAGGAAAUUCGUGACAUUAGUGUUGGCAGCAAGAAACUUGCUCAAGGAAUGUCGCUUCACGAGUUUGCUGGUAUAGCAGUCUUGAGUCCGGAUACUACCCUGCAUGGCACUCUUGGUGUGGACUUCAACGACACAAUCCAACCAGCAGUAUUUGACCUGAUAGCGGGUGGACAAACAUUCAACAUUAGUAUUACAGCAUCAGUUGGAGAGUUGUUAAUGCCAUUAGCAAUGAAUGAAGCUGAUUUUAAUUUUAAUCAGACUAAACUACGAGGAAUGAAUGAACUGAGUGGUUCGGUGAAUCUCUCUAGCAGUAAUCAAGACGUCAAAAAUCUAGUGAACCGGGUUUAUGAGACUGCCAACCUCCGCCAAGUUCAGUGUGCCAGCAACACUAUCUUAAAGUUUGGUGGACAGACUGCCUCGGGGAAAGCAUUAGUGUUGGUCUGUCUCUCCAUCUCGCAAGAUAGGCUGGAUGCUUCCAUUACCGUUCACUGUGAGAAGAUGGUUAUUUCUUCAAUGCUUCUUAAAGACAUUCAGUCUGCCCUUAAGAAAGACUAAUCAAUGGUACUUAAAAAUGUGGUGGAAUGAUGGAGUGUAAGUUAAGCAAUAGCUUGUAGUAAACCCUGUAUGAUCAUUUUAAUUCAGGAAAGUAAUUGCCCUCUUGACCAUUGUGUGUUUAAGCUUUGCAAGUUUAUCUUGAAUUUAUUGUUCUCUGCCAUUUCAUGGAAGACAAUUUUUGUAUUUGCAAUUAAAUAACGAUGCAGCAUGGCGAACUAUGUUUGUAUGUACUGUAUAUGUAUUUAAAUCUCAGACAAUGUAGUGGAUAAGUGAUGUGCUGUCUUUAAUAUUGUGUCUGCCUUUAUUUGGUGAUAUGUUUGGCAAGAGUGGUGGUGGUGAUAUGCCUGGCAACACUAGUGGUGGUGAUUGGUAAUAUUAGCAGUGCCAUGUUUUAACAAAACUAGAUCUGUAUUUGGUAAUACAAGGUUCUUCCUAGUGAAUAUGUGAUAAGAAUACUGUCAAUCAUUUUCAGGCAGCCUCACCUUAUUGGCAGGGCCUCAAUAAGCCUAACAAGCUUUCUCUCCCAUGGUAGCAUACCAUAUCAUAUUCACUUUCCAGUAUUACUGUAUUGUAAAUCUCAUUGCCAAUUUUUUUUUGUUCUUGAACUUUGCUCUGGUAUGUUAGUAUGUUAGUUGAGGUCAUAUAUUUGAUGAUGAAAGUUGAGUAGGCUCCAUAACAGCUUAGUAAGCUUUGCAUGACAAAUACAGUACUUCAUGUUCAGUAAGGAUUGGACACCCCGCAGAUAACUUACUAGCUUGAUAUACAGUACUGUACUUGGUUGUCAAUCCUUUGGAGAACUUUCGUAGUAGAGAAACAAAUUAGGGUGAGCCAUUAUUAUUAGCUCUUAUAAUUACAAGAAAUACAGUUUAAUAUAAUAUUUUAAAAAGC
Molecule: messenger RNA, 4321 nt
Organism: Procambarus clarkii (red swamp crayfish)
Lineage: Eukaryota; Metazoa; Arthropoda; Malacostraca; Decapoda; Cambaridae
Source: RefSeq, a predicted model, not a curated record